UCUAGCUACGCAAGUACGUCGAAGAGACACGCGCAAUGAUAACCGGAAGCAUCGAUAGGGUGAGACUAUAAUUCGAUGAAAUUCACUGUAUUUCGUAAAUGCAAAGCUUUCCCUGUCUUCCUUUAUCACGAAAGUUAGCUCGAUAAAAUACAGACCUCUCGACGUGGCGGUGGAGGAAAUGCUGUGGAGAAGGCAGUUCCUUUUUUCGACGAAGUUACUCGGUGGGGUUUGAGCUGACGUGGGGAGAAGUUCGAGAUGCCAGAAAAGAGCAGAUAAACAAACAGCCAGCGGAUUAAUCAACUGAGUGACUGUCCGAACGGGGGCUAAGCAGGGGACACAGGGGAAAUAUCAACGAGACCAAUUCGUCGCUAGAGUUUUGGACCCAAGAAUGUCUCAAAUAAUUUUCUAACGUUGUUGUUUAUCCCCAUGCCAAGUGCCAGCAGUGGCACAAAGAAGAAAAAUACCACGCGAGGAGAGAAUUUUUUUCCCAAUGUGUUCCUGUCCAGCUUGUCAAGAUAGAACACUUCUGUCAAUAUGAAACUUGACAUGAUUUGACUGUAUGCUUCACCAGUUACAAACUAAAUAGCUUGCUAUAUCCCAUUGAAAACAGUACAAGAUAGUACAAACACUGCGUGGAUCUAGAAGUGGGAUAGCCAUGGCCCACCAUUCGACGCCCAGUUCCCAGAAGGCCCUGAUGAUGGAGCUGAAGUCCCUGCAGGAGCAGCCAGUGGAGGGCUUCCGCAUCGGCCUGGUGGAGGAGUCGGACCUUUACAACUGGGAGGUGGCCAUCUUUGGCCCCCCCAACACACUGUACGAGGGAGGCUAUUUUAAGUCUCACAUCAAGUUCCCCAUCGACUACCCCUACUCCCCUCCGACCUUCCGUUUUCUCACCAAGAUGUGGCAUCCCAACAUCUACGAGAACGGUGACGUGUGCAUCUCCAUCCUCCACCCUCCCAUUGAUGACCCCCAGAGCGGGGAGCUCGCCUCAGAGAGGUGGAACCCCACCCAGAACAUCAGGACCAUCUUGUUGAGUGUGAUCUCUCUGCUGAACGAGCCCAACACAUUUUCACCGGCCAACGUGGACGCCUCCGUUAUGUUCCGCAAGUGGAGGGACAGCAAGGGCAAGGACAAAGAAUACGCUGAAAUUAUCAGGAAGCAGGUGGUGUCCACGGUGGCAGAGGCGGAGCGCGACGGUGUCAAGGUUCCCACUACGCUGGCUGAGUACUGCGUUCAGACCCGGGUUCCCUCCCAAGACAGCAGCUCAGACCUGCUCUACGAUGACCUCUAUGACGAUGAUAUGGAGGAGGAGGAAGAGGAGGAUGAAGAUGAGGAGAGCGACAUGGAGUCAGGAGGAGAGGCAGGGGGGACCAGUGGAGGAGAAGGAGGGGUCACUACUGGCUGCUAUGACGACGACCAGGAGGAUUCUGGAAACGAGGACUCUUGAUGAUGAUGAUGAACGACCCACUCCCUGCCACAUCCGAUCCUAGCUCCCUCCUGAUCCCGUUAAGCCUGGAUCAUCACCUAAAACAAAUACUUUUACGUCUGGUACAUUGAUAGUAAAUUAAUAACUGGACAAAUUAGUGGAUUCCAAAUACAGGCGUGGUCGACCGCAAAAUAAAACAAAAAUAUCUCCAAAUAUAAUUUGUCUAGUUGAGAGCAGUCGGAAAUGUCUUAAUUUGUCCUUUUGAUAUUUGACUUGACCGCACGUUUUAUCAUGUCACUAGACGCAUUUGCUUUAAGUAUGUUCCGGGCUUAAGUCUUUAAUUUUCUAACCAAAUUCUCAGAACCCAGACACCUCUUGGCCCCUUCACACCCUGGUAGUCUUUCAUAUUCAAGUGUAAGCUGGUUGGCUUUCUGUCUGGAUGGCUGAAAUUUUGUAUUUUUGUUAGCCUGGCAGGCUGUGUUGCUCAGUCAAUGUGCCCCUCUUUCUGUCUCUGGCUUGUCUCACCCUCGUUGUCAGCCUCAGUCGUUAUGUCUGUUUGACAAACACACAAAUCUACAGACAAACUGCCCUGACUGAUCCCACUUUCACCCCACACCUCCUUUUACCUCUGACCUCUCCAGAGCUGGGGUGUGUUCAUUAGGAACCAAACGGCAGAAAACAGACAAACUGGGAAGGACUACCACUCGUUCUUGUUUUCCGUUGCAAAACAGUUUGCUACGGUGUUCCCUAAUGAGUACGACCCUGUAUAGGGCACUAGGAGGAAGUGCUGUCUCGGACAUGGAACCAAAGGAGUUCAUUCUCCUCUCCCGCCCUCCCUCUCCAUCCAUCCUUUCCCUGCCUCCAAACCUCAGGGCCUCCAUAGACUCUCACUGGGAGAAAACCAGGGAUGUAGUGGAGGACAAAUGCACCUUAACACCGUCUACGCAACUAUAUGUUAUGAAAAGUGUUCCUGCGCCUAUUACGCUAAAUUAGCGUUGUUAGCGUCCGCAUCAUUCAUUCAUUCAUUCAUUCAGCGUUUACCCACCUUAUUUCUUUACUACUGCAUCCCUGGAGAGAGCUCACACUCAAACUGCUCCUCAGCUUGAGCUUGGUAUUGUUUUAAUGGGUGUGUUUUUAGAGGGAACUUCAGAUCUCCAACACCAUCGGUCCCCAUGUCUCCUACCUUUUUCCCCUCCAACCUCUUUGUGAGUUAGAGUAGGUUGGUGGGAGGAGCUAUAGGAGGAUGGGCUCAUUGUUAUUGCUGCAAUGGGAUAAAUGGACCAGAUUCAAACAUGUGGCUUCCAUAUGUUUGAUGUGUUUGGAGAAGCUAUAGAGCCCGUCCUCUAUAGCUUCUCCCACAAGCCUCCUCUGGAUUCAGUGUGUUUUUUUGUUUUUUUUUCUCAUCGCCACCCAUUUCUGUGUGUUGCCCUCUUCCAUUGGCCAUGCUUCACAAAACUACACCAGAAAAGGCUUCUCAUCAUACAUGCUUGAUAUGCUUUCUUGGAAUUGGCGCAAACUCCUGGAAUUCUAGUAAGCAAGCCAGUUAGGUGGUCAAAAUGGAAAGUGAAGUUAAAUGAGUGGGAUUCUGUAUUUUAAUCAACUAUUUACACAUGCCAAGAGGCAUUAGCCAUUGUUUGUUAGUUAGCACAUAUAGCUAAAAGAGCACAUUUAGUUGUCCUCAACAUUUAUCAGCUAAGCUAUGACUUGAGCAUAUGCCACAUUGGUGAUUCAGAGCUACAUGGGCACUAUUGCAUUUUGUGUGUGAAAAAGGAUGUUUCUUGAAACUCUGCUGCAAAUACUUUGGCUAAAGAACAGCAUAGGCCCUAAGUAGUAAUGCUGAAGUUGUGUAAGUGGGGCAAAGUCACAGUCAGGCCAACCCAUCAACUGUGCUCAUUAGGCCUGCAGUUUUCACAUGGGUGCGUGUGUGUUUUACCAUUACCUGUUUAAAGGAACACAGGACCUGUUACACCUUUCACUCACAUGGAGGUGCUGGCCUGGAUUGUAUGCCAAGGAGAUUACGUUUCAUCACCGCUUCCAGUGACGCUACAAUCAAUCAGUUAUAGAUAGGUGUGGAGUAUUCAUUUUCUGUUUGUAAGAGGGAGAGACUUGACUAUUCAGUCUGAGGAAGACUAACAGAAUCAAAAUGAGAACUUACCUCCUACCUUGCUCUGUUGAACUGGGGCUGGCGUCAAGUCAAAAAUGAGUUGACCGAUGGAUCACAUGGAUUGUUCUUCUCCUCAGCCACUGGCUGUUCAGGGAUGUGAUGUCAAUGACCUGGGUGAGCCAUGUCUCAAUACUCUAAAAUGACUUCCUCUCUUCACCCCCUUUUCUUCAUGAUCACUGAUCGGUGAAAGGAGUGGAUACAUUUCCACCAUAUUGCUUUUUCCCCCCCAACCUGCCAUGUUCUUUCAGAUCUGUGGUAAUAAAGAGGGCAAGGAGAAGAGGGAAGGAAGCCAUUGAAGAGUGCUGAGAUGCAGCCGGGGGUACUGUCUCAUGCUCACUGACAUUUUGCCUUGUGUGUAUUAACUAGUAGGAGACUGUUGGAACAGUGUUUACCUGGUUGAAAUGACACUCGACUAGAAGGACCACAUGCUAAGCUGUCAGACUCAGUGUUAAAAAGGUGGAGAGCAGUGGACAAUUGUUCUCAUGUAUUGUGUGGGUAAGUGUGUGUGGUGAUUUUAUUUGAUUAUUUUUUAAAGGAGAUUUUCCCUCUGAGGCUGAAAAUGGUCUCAUUUGGACAAAAAUCAACUGUCACAGCCAGUGAUGUGGACAAUGCAGUCCUCCUUUUUAAUUUCAUUUUCUCUACCUUGUGUUGAGGAUGCAAAUGUCACCUAUAAAAUGUUGAAUGGACAGGAUUGUCUGAAAUGUCUUCAAAUGUUCAUUUAUUAUCUGUUGUGAAUGAUGACAUUUGUUUCCUAGAAAGCAUCAGCUGCUGUACUUUGACAUGGAAAAACUGGGAAUGACAAAUUGUUUUUCAAAGCAGGUAGUAACCGUUGUAAAGACUGGGCCCUGUUUGAGUAGUUUUCAAAUGAGUCUUUCCUUGAACCAUUACUGAAUCAUCACGAUUGUGUAGGUGAAAACCGGGGUUACACUACAUACUAAAACACUGAUCUGACAUGAGAUUGUAUCCUCAUCUUGAAAGUAUCCAAACACUGCCCCAGUUUCUCACUGAAUUUACCACAACUGUGCAACACAAUUCUCCUGCCCUUUUUAAUAAAAUUCCUAAUUAAAAUGGUAUGAACCAUUGGGCUAUGCAAUUAUGGAAAUUAAGCUUGAAGAGGGAAAGUGUAGGACAAUUAAAUAAGUUUAAACUCCAACUUUUGUCCAACUUUCAAAGGACACACAGUUUAACUGAAAAUUAAUUUAAGGUGAAAUCAACCAUGUCCUUUUGCAGUGUAGAGAACUGGCUCACUGCUCUUGGCUCUUCUCAAAUACGUUUACCACAGGAGUGCACAUGUCCCCAAUGGAUGUAAAGACCUGCUCAUUUUAAUUUAAAUAUGAAUCAAGAUUAAUUAUUGUCAAAAGUACAUUCAUCUGAUUUCGCAAGCAUGAAAUGAGCCACCGGCUGAAUGAUACCCUGGCUGGCCUGAGACUUAACUGGUGCACCUCCUGUGAAAUACAACUUUUUGUCUCCACCUAGUGUUGAUAUUUGUUGCAGGAGCACAUCUUGCUGACAGUGGAGUUGGGAUUUAGACACUACUGUGUGAUAGUUAAUUGGAUAAGGUUAAUUGGAUACUGCUGACAUUGAGAUCAUAAACCUAAAUCACCAUUUUACUGUGUAUUUUUAAUAAAUAUCUCAGGAGUAAAGCUGGAAUAUUGGAGUCACACAAGUUAUGUAAUAAAGGUCAAUUUUGAAGA
Oncorhynchus mykiss (rainbow trout) is the source of this 5281-nucleotide messenger RNA. It is a transcript of the gene ube2r2, whose product is annotated as ubiquitin-conjugating enzyme E2R 2. NCBI's taxonomy places the organism in Eukaryota, Metazoa, Chordata, Actinopteri, Salmoniformes, Salmonidae. The record is from RefSeq and is a predicted model, not a curated record.